Molecule: messenger RNA, 2202 nt
Organism: Porites lobata
Lineage: Eukaryota; Metazoa; Cnidaria; Anthozoa; Scleractinia; Poritidae
Source: the annotation of a GenBank genome assembly
AUGUCUUCAAAAAGUCAAGCUUAUUCCAGUGGAGAGGUCCACAAAAAGCCAGCUGAAGAAAGAAACAGUUCAAGGGGAUCAUCACCCUGUGACAGCCAGCGAAGUCAAAUGAAAUGCAAUCAGAGAAAGUCAGACAACAGGAGUCCUGCCUCAAGGGGAUAUCCAAAGGACUGCAUAGGUCAGUAAACCUGCCUUACAGAACUCCUUAGAGGGUAGAAAAUAAGAAGUGCAUGCUAGAGACCAGACCAGGUAGCUUUGUAAAAAAAAUCUUUCUCUCAACUAAAAAAUACAGUCAAACCCUUUAACCCAUUCGCUCCUGGAGAUUUUGCCGAAAAACGUGUUUUGAGGCUAGUCGAGUGGUUUUCUGGUCACUGUCGUGCUAUAAAGAGCUAAAACUUACCACAAACCGGUUUACAGGUCGUACACUUGGCGGCCUUCUGAUCCAGAUGCAAAAUAUCAGCUUACGAAGUUCGGGCAUGCGCAGAAAGCAAAAUUUCGACAUAGUUUUUGGGUUUAAAAGUGACACAGCAGUCUUGACUUUUACUUUUCGCUUUCUCUCCUCCCUUCUUUUUUCGCUUUUCUUGCCUCAUUUUUUUUUUCUCUUGCUGGGCAUUUAGUAGGCUUCAUUUUGGUGGGAAGAGUUUUUAGGAAAGCUUUUAGGAUCUUAGGAUUAGGUGAAAGGAAAGGUAGGUGGGUAAUGGAACAAGAUUUUCAUGGAGAUUUUCAGGUCCUUGUCACGUGGUUUUUUGCUUCUUUCUCCGGUGUCCUUGACUGAAUUGUGCUCAUUCUGGUAUGGUUUGAAAGAUCUCUUCACCCUGCACAAGUUAGCGAAGAAAGUUGUCCUUGACCGUUAAAACUGAUGACGUCACAAAGGGUAGAAAGGACCUGGAUCCGCACGGGCGGUUACGGGCGGUUCAGGGGCGAAUGGGUUAAAUAAUGCAACAGAGGGGGCCACAGAAAGUGUCUGUAUUAACGGGGUGUCCAUAUUAAGAGGCUUGAAUUUAGAGAAAAUAAUUUAAGGCCUUUUUUCUGGAGGGACUAAUCAAGCUGUCCGUAAUAAAGAGGUGUCCAUAUUAAGCAGGUGUCCAUAAAGGGGGGUAAGUGUUCUCAGCAAAUAUUUGAUCCUCAGCAGAUUUUGAUGAGUUUUCAAAGCAAGGAGAGAACAAAGCUGUGAAAUACAGAACAGCACAUCUGCAGUGGCUCCUAGGUAACAACGUGUUCUCACUCAACAACAUGGAUCAGUGGCAACCUGACUUGCGUCAAUGGACACCUAGUAGCAGUGCAAGAUAUCCAUUAAGAAUGACAACACCCAAGCCAUCUACUGACCCAGACUCAUGUAAGGUCAACAUGAAUACUCAAAACUAUUCCACAUCUUCAUUGUUCUAUACAUCAUGGGCAUGAGUGUAAUAACUUAUUGUCAGCAUGUAGCAAACAACAUCGCAAAAUACAUGCAUUCAGCAAAUCCAAAGACUACCAUCUUUUCCUGGAUUGGGGAAAUAUUAAGUAAAUAAAAUAAAUAGGUUAUUUUAGUAUUUGUGGUAGUAACUUCACGAGGUGGUUCUUCAUCUACCAUUCUUGAAAAUUGAAAACAGGGUUUGAAAAUGUUGGUUUUGAGGAGGGGGUAAAACUGGAAACCCAGAAAAAACCUCUUGGAGCAAUGGAGAGACCCAACAACAAACUUAACCCACAUAAUGGCAUCACCUUUGUGAAUUAACCCAGGCUUCACUGGUGGUUUAUGUGGGAGGCAUGAACAUUGUAUAUUUGAUGAGUUAUCUCAUUCUCCAGUAAUAAUAAUGUUUUGCUGAUGCAUUUCUAGUGCCUGAGGAUUAUCAAGUACACAUUUACCAUGGGAAAAGGGACAGAGUGUGGGUGAAACAGUGGAUAUCAGCAAUGAUGGAGGCCAAUAGAUUUAUCAUCACUACUAACCAACAACCAUCAAGAAAUGUUUCAAGAGUUAUCCUUGUCCUCACACCAGAGCUUUUUAAUGAGUCAUUUUUCUCAGAGAUUAUUGAUGCUAUUCAAGGAAAAAUUGUUCUUGGUAUAAAGUUGAGAAACUGUAACGUGCCUGAGGAAAUUGGAAAGGAAUGCAGCAGCUACAUGGACCUAACAACAAUUGACUUGAGUGACUUGAAUUUUCAUAUUUCAUUCAUGUUCAGGGUAAAAAAGUCCCUUAAACUGCCGGUAUCCAUUUGCUCAGCAUAA